AUGGGAGAGGAGACAUGGGGGAGGAGACAUGGGAGAGAAGACAUGGGGAAGGAGACAUGGGAGAGGAGACAUGGGGGAGGAGACAUGGGAGAGGAGACAUGGGGGAGGAGACAUGGGAGAGGAGACAUGGGGGAGGAGACAUGGGAGAGGAGACAUGGGGGAGAAGACAUGGGAGAGGAGACAUGGGAGAGGAGACAUGGGGGAGGAGACAUGGGAGAGGAGACAUGGGGAAGGAGACAUGGGAGAGGAGACAUGGGGGAGGAGACAUGGGAGAGGAGACAUGGGGGAGGAGACAUGGGAGAGGAGACAUGGGGGAGGAGACAUGGGAGAGGAGACAUGGGGGAGGAGACAUGGGUGAGGAGACAUGGGGGAGAAGACAUGGGAG
This is a messenger RNA of Closterium sp. NIES-67, 385 nucleotides long. Lineage: Eukaryota; Viridiplantae; Streptophyta; Zygnematophyceae; Desmidiales; Closteriaceae. The record is from the annotation of a GenBank genome assembly.